Schistosoma turkestanicum is the source of this 1302-nucleotide messenger RNA. The record is from the annotation of a GenBank genome assembly. Lineage: Eukaryota; Metazoa; Platyhelminthes; Trematoda; Strigeidida; Schistosomatidae.
GAACAAUGAUGAAAAUCACUGAAAACUUUAAUACUGAGAGAUUACCGUUUAUCAUAACCUAUAUUAAAUCAAAUUGUCGGUAUAAAAUUAGAUAUGAAAAUGGAUUGGCCAGCAAUGGAGAAUAAAAUGGAUUCACACGAUGAAUGUGAUUAUGAAGAAAAAUUUACCCGGUUUCCAAGAGUCCGAGCGAUCUCAACAUAUAAAGUAAAGGAAGAUUUAGAAAAUUACAGCCGAUCUGUAUGUGAAGAGUUAGCAUUUUGUGAGUAUUAUUAUAUCAAUGAUUUUGUAUGCGUAAAUAGUGUGGAACAGUUACGUGCCAUGUACUACGUUGAAUAUACAUUUAUUUUGGAUAAUUUUAGAAAAUAUACAAUAGAUGGCAGAUCCAAUAAACUUGAGGCUUCUGAACUUUUUAAAGAGAUAAACGAUUCACAUGAGAAACCACAUAAUUUAACUAAUACAAUACUAAUUAUCAUUGCUUUUCAUUUACAGUUCAAACGGAAAUUCAACGAUAAAUUAUCUGACAUGAAAGAGGAUUUGACAACGAUGUUUAAUACGGCAUUGCACAGUCACUCCGUUGAACUUACGAUUACUCCGUACUAUCAAUCUACACAUUACUGUAUGGGACCAUCAGGAAAUCUGGUUCCACAAAGCAGUGAAUGUGAUUUAUGCUCACCAGGAUCGUAUUAUCCAAGUCAUAUUAUCAAUCCGCCACCACCAUCCAUAGAUGAAGAACUCUUUCCGUACACUGAAAAGCAACCAGUAUUUAUGAAUAGAUAUUUGAGAUCUUCCUAUUAUUCUCAAUUUGAUUCUAGUGAUAAUCAUCGAACUAAAUGUUUGCCAUGUCCAAAAAAUACAUAUUCCGAAGAAUUUGGUCAGACAAGUUGUUUACCAUGUCCAUUUCAACAUAGUAUGCCAAUAGACGCUGACAGUGAUAAACAACCGAUCAAUGCAAGUGAUUGGCUACACAGAGUAUGUCCCAAAGAAGGUGUGGCUGAAAUGAUCAAACUACAAAUAAUUGAAAAAAUAUUUGGCAAAACAAUACGUGAAUAUAUAAAAAAGACUACACUCAUUAAUCAAGCAAAAUUUUUAAAUGUUAUCAUAGCUUUACCGGCUAUUAUCACAUUUUUAUUAUUAUUCAUUGCUUAUGUUCUAAUUGAUGUCGGAUCUACAUUUAAAGAAAUCGCCAAAACUUUGCAUCCUUUACAAGUACAAUUAGCUGAGAUUAGUACAGCGAAUGCACGUUCAGACGUUGAAGAGAGUCAAGCAGCUGAAAAGAUUUAUAAACGUAUGAAGAAGGUUUAA